AAGGUGGAAGGAAAGAUUGUAUUGUGCGCUUAGGAGGAGGAAGAUGAAGCAACAUCACAAGUUGACAGUGGCUUUGUGCGGGAUAUGGGCGGCCACUCUUCUUUACGGCGAGAUGCUUGCCUUCUGGGUGCCCUCUAUCUGGUCUUGUUCCUGGCCUCACCUUCAUCAUUCUCCCCUUUCAUCUACCAAUUCCACGGUCAAAGAAGUAGGAGCUCAAAGUGAUUAUGUAAAAGUUGCUGUCCUAGCAGAUCCGCAGCUUAUGGACAGAACCUCCCUUCACCUACCUCCGAAAUCAUUUGCUUUGGAGACUGCUCAAUUUUAUACUGAUUUAUACAUGCGCAGGGCAUUCUUUUCAUCUAUCCUACCUUUCAAACCUGAUGUGAUUUUGUUUUUGGGUGAUUACUUUGAUGGAGGCCCUUAUUUAUCAGAUCAAGAAUGGCAGGAGUCCUUGCACCGAUUUAGGCAUAUCUUUGGUAUGAAUGCGGAAGGCAGAUAUACAGAUAUGCAGGUUUAUUUCAUUCCUGGAAACCAUGAUAUUGGCUAUGCAAGCAUCAAUUCUCAUAAACCAGAGGUUGUCAGACGAUACGUAGAAGGAUUCGGGAUUAGAAAUUAUCGGUUUACAGCUGGUAAAGUGGAGUUUAUUGCUGUCGAUGCUCAAACUCUUGAUGGUCACCCACAAGAAAAUUUGGCUUCUGUGACUUGGGAGUUUGUAAAAAAUGUUUCUACAGACAUUCAAUUAGUUCCAAGGGUUUUAUUGACCCAUAUUCCAUUGUAUCGGAGAGAUAACACUAAUUGUGGUCCUCACCGUAGUUCUCCAAUCAUCAAUCAGCGGAUUUCACAUUCUGCUCUUAGUCAAGAAAUAAUGUACCAGAAUUAUGUUACUAAGGAAUCCUCAUACAAAUUGCUGGAGUUGGUCAAGCCUGCACUAAUUUUAUCAGGACAUGAUCAUGACCAGUGUACAGUGAUACAUGAGUCAAAAUUUAGGUCCAUAACAGAGCACACUUUAGGGACUAUAAGCUGGCAGCAGGGAAACUUGUACCCGUCUUUCAUGCUAUUUUCUAUCAGUAACUCUGCAAAUGCCAAUGUGUCCACCCCAGAAGAUGCAUUAAUUUCUCAACUAUGCUUUCUUCCGUGGCAAACACCCAUUUACAUAUGGUAUCUUUCCCUCUUCGUUCUGACCCUACUUACUCUCCUCUUUUGGCCAACAAGUGGGAUAAGUUUGGGGCAUCACUUGAGUGGUUUAAUGGAAUGUAUUAGACUCUACAGCAGCAUGUUUAGAGGAGGGAAAGAGAAAAAUGAAGAUGAGAAUUGUGAAUAUGAAAUGAUGUGGGAUGCAGAAGGAACAAUGCAUCUUGUGAAGAAAGCAGUAGAUGCUCCUAUUUCUCGUCCAAGUGAUAAAGCUGCAGUUGAAAGGGGGAACGCUGUGAUACGGCCAACCGCAAGAAAAAACACAUCUCACGAGAUGGAGAUUUCUAUGAACUUCGAAAUUAACACAGGUGUUGGAAAUGAUCCAAACAUAAAAUUACCACAUAGAACAAGCAAAUCAAAGACAAUGAUCAUUAUCCAAAGAUUAAUGAGGACUUUCAGAAUGUUGACAGUCAUUGCUGCUGUAAAUGUGCCUAUAUACAUGAUGUUGCUCUUCAAAGACUGGAUCGACCAGUGACUUGGCUCAGAAUAGGGCAUCAUGAAAAGUUUACGCUUCAGUUGGCUUCUUACUUCUUUCGUCAUAUGUAAGAGGAUGCCAUUGCCAAAGCAAUCUUCCAUUUGAGGCUCAAAUGGUGUUAUGCUUGAGCAUUUUAGCAGCUAAAAAAUGUAAUCGCGAUUUAAUCACUAUAGUUUCAAUAGUGGUUUUUUUCUGUCCCUUUUUAUAGUUUUGGGGUGGAUACAGUUUGGCAGUUGGAUCUUGCAAUUGCUGUAAUCGUGAAAUCUGAGGAAGACUUUCUUUUUAAGGGCACUAUUAGUUUUCAUCAAAAGGCGUUUAAUGGCCGAGACAUAUUCAUGCCUCUUAACAGCGAA
Molecule: messenger RNA, 2016 nt
Organism: Hevea brasiliensis (rubber tree)
Lineage: Eukaryota; Viridiplantae; Streptophyta; Magnoliopsida; Malpighiales; Euphorbiaceae
Exons: 13
Coding region: 44-1663 (539 amino acids)
Biological process (GO): GPI anchor biosynthetic process
Cellular component (GO): endoplasmic reticulum
Molecular function (GO): hydrolase activity
Source: RefSeq, a predicted model, not a curated record